Saccharomyces kudriavzevii IFO 1802 is the source of this 1131-nucleotide messenger RNA. It is a transcript of the gene PEX7, whose product is annotated as Pex7p. Gene Ontology annotation, cellular component: peroxisomal matrix; cytosol. Gene Ontology annotation, biological process: protein import into peroxisome matrix. Lineage: Eukaryota; Fungi; Ascomycota; Saccharomycetes; Saccharomycetales; Saccharomycetaceae. Bases 1 to 1131 code for a protein of 376 amino acids. The record is from RefSeq and is a predicted model, not a curated record. Gene Ontology annotation, molecular function: protein binding. The transcript has a single exon.
AUGCUCAGAUACCAUAUGCAGGGGUUUAGUGGGUAUAGUAUUCAAUAUUCGCCUUUCUUUGAUAAUAAGCUUGCAGUAGCUACUGGUUCAAACUUCGGCUUGGUUGGGAACGGCAAAUUGUACAUACUGGAGAUUAGCCGUAGUGGUAGAAUCGAAGAAAAGAACUCCUUUUUGACUCAAGAUUGUUUGUUUGAUGUUGCAUGGAACGAAAGUCAUGAAAAUCAAGUAUUGGUAGCACAAGGAGAUGGCACAUUACGUUUGUUUGAUACGUCUUUAAAAGAAUAUCCUAUUGCCAUAUUCAAGGAGCAUGAAAGAGAAGUUUUUAGUUGCAAUUGGAACUUAGUUAACAGACAAAAUUUUUUAAGCAGCUCAUGGGAUGGAUCCAUAAAAAUAUGGUCUCCGCUAAGAAAACAAAGUCUAAUGAGCCUUACUCCACGGCCUUUAGAAAUAACUAAGAUGGUGGAUCCACUAAAUGCAAUUUUGUUAAAUAAGAAAAAAUUCGCCGGCAUUUCCAAGAAUAGAAACUGUGUGUACCAAGCACAAUUCUCCCCUCAUGACCAAAAUUUGAUUAUAUCUUGUUCAGGGAAUUCGUACGCAAGUUUAUUUGAUAUCAGGUUACCGCCCAGUAAAAGUCAGAGUAAUUUUUUGGUGCAUUCAGGAUUGGAAGCGCUCACUUGUGAUUUUAAUAAAUACAGACCUUAUGUAGUUGCUACAGGUGGUGUAGACAACGCCAUUAGAAUCUGGGACAUUAGGAUGUUAAAUGCGAUUGGAUCAACUGCCAUCGAUAGGACUACGCACAACAAAUCUCAUAAUUCAGCAUGUAUUAACGAGAUCCCCAAUGCGCAUGAGCUAGCUGUUAGAAAAGUUGCUUGGUCACCACACCAUUCUAAUAUUUUAAUGUCUGCUUCUUAUGAUAUGACCUGUCGAAUAUGGAAAGAUUUGAGUAACGAUGGCACAAAAGAAACUUAUAAGACUAACUCCACGGGUGUGGGCAGAGGUUGUGUUUCUAAAUCCACGCAGCAUUCAGAAUUCGUUUUUGGAAUUGAUUGGAGCCUGUGGGGUAAGCCAGGAUAUGUAGCUUCAACUGCAUGGGAUGGUAACGUGUUUAUAUGGAACGGUUUGGGUUACUGA